Molecule: messenger RNA, 429 nt
Organism: Fomitiporia mediterranea MF3/22
Lineage: Eukaryota; Fungi; Basidiomycota; Agaricomycetes; Hymenochaetales; Hymenochaetaceae
Product: nucleic acid-binding protein
Exons: 3
Coding region: 1-429 (142 amino acids)
Biological process (GO): translational initiation
Cellular component (GO): cytoplasm
Molecular function (GO): RNA binding; translation initiation factor activity
Source: RefSeq, a predicted model, not a curated record
AUGCAGGGUGGUAAGAACCGCAGGAGAGGAAAGAACGAGAACGACGAUGACAAGCGCGAGCUCGUCUUCAAGGAGGACGGUCAAGAAUAUGCGCAGGUGACCAAGAUGUUGGGCAAUGGGCGUCUUGAGGCGCAGUGCUUUGAUGGUGAAAAACGACUUGCGCACAUUCGUGGUAAGAUGAGGAAGAAGGUCUGGAUCAACCAGGGCGAUAUCAUCUUGCUGUCGCUUCGUGAAUUCCAGGACAACAAGGCGGAUGUCAUCGUGAAAUACACCGCAGACGAAGCUCGAAGUCUGAAAGCAUACGGCGAGCUCCCCGAAAACGCCAAGAUCAACGAAACGACAGGUGGCGAAGACGGAGCUGACGAGGAGUGCGGAUUCGAGUUUGGUGGUGAUGGCGAGGACGAGGAACUCGACAUCGAUGACAUCUAA